Molecule: messenger RNA, 666 nt
Organism: Adineta steineri
Lineage: Eukaryota; Metazoa; Rotifera; Eurotatoria; Adinetida; Adinetidae
Source: the annotation of a GenBank genome assembly
AUGUAUGGUGAAACAACUGAAAAUUAUUUUAUUAUAUCCAUGUCUAAACCAUUAUUAAUGCCUAUACUAUUACUUUUAUUCUUACUAAAUGCACAUAAAAAUUUAUCUCUCGAACGUAUUUUUGUAGUAAUAUCAUUGGUAUUUUCCUGUAUAGGUGAUAUAUUAUUAAUGCAACGUCGAAAUGAUUUAUUUGUCUAUGGUUUACUUUCUUUUUUGAUUGUUCAUAUUAGUUAUGUGAUGUCAUUUAUGGUUAGACUUCACCAUGAAGGAGAUGCAUUGAAACGACGAUUAACUAUAUCUGCAAUAAUAAUUGCACUAAUUCCAUUUAUAGCAUAUAUAGCACUUAUGCUCUACAUACUUUGUCCAAAAUUAAAUACAGAUGCAGAAGAAGUCAAAGGUUUACUAAUGCCUGUGAUAUUUUAUACAUUUAUAAUUGUUGGUAUGGCUUAUAUAUCGUAUUUACGUGAUCGAAAAUCUCCCGGGUUUUGGUCAGUUUUUAUUGGUGCAAUAUUUUUUGUUUUGUCAGAUUCAUUUAUAGCUUUCAAUCGAUUUGUUAUACCUAUACCAGUAUCAGGUUUAUUCAUUAUGUUUACAUAUGGUUUAGGUCAAUAUUUAAUUACAAUCGGUACUUUACAAAUAACUAUGAAACAUCCGAAAACUAUUUAA